Messenger RNA from Triplophysa rosa, 1727 nucleotides. RefSeq names its product ADP-ribosylation factor-like 6 interacting protein 5a (gene arl6ip5a). Bases 94 to 666 code for a protein of 190 amino acids. Gene Ontology annotation, cellular component: membrane. The transcript has 3 exons. Gene Ontology annotation, biological process: negative regulation of transport. Lineage: Eukaryota; Metazoa; Chordata; Actinopteri; Cypriniformes; Nemacheilidae. The record is from RefSeq and is a predicted model, not a curated record.
GUAACCGCCCAUAUAAACCUAAAUGACAUCGCGAGAGGAAGUGACACAUAAGUUGUGACAGUAGAACGGCUCCUGUCCGAUUAAAGUAGUUUAAUGGCUAAAGUGGAGAUCGCUCCUCUGAGAUGCUGGGAUGAUUUCUUCCCAGGUUCAGAGCGUUUCGCCAAACCAGACAUGCAAGAUUUGUCGAAAUGGAACAACAGGGUGGUCAGCAAUCUUUUGUACUAUCAGACAAACUAUCUGCUUAUGGCCAUCGUUAUUUUCAUGGUUGUAGGGUUAUGGAAUCCUGUUGGCAUGUUCACAGGUGGAGCAGUGAUCACUUCAGUCAUCAUUGGCUCUGUAUGGGCAGGGGAAAACAAGGCAAUGAUCAAGAGCUUCAAAAGGGACAACCCUACCUUAUUUGUUUUCCUAGUCUUGGUGGUGAGCUACCUCCUUAUGUCACUCUUUGGUGGAGUCAUGGUGUUCCUGCUUGGCAUUAAGCUACCACUUCUUUUGAUCUUCGCACAUGCAUCACUCCGCCUCCGGAACAUGAAAAACAAACUGGAAAAUAAGAUGGAAAGUGCAGGACUCAAAAAAUCACCCAUGAGUAUCAUACUUGAAGCACUGGGGCAACAAGAAGAGAACCUCAAUAAGAUUCAAAGCUUUCUGGAGAGCAAACUCAACGAAUGAACUUUUUUUACCUUUCUGAUGUUCUCACAAAUAAAUGAAGGAAUAUGAAGAAAUGUUUAUAUGUGAAAUGUUUUCAACUGGCACAAUUUUCCAAAUCUACUGUAUUUCUCUCAACAUGCACGUUGAGCUUCUUUGGCUUCCUCAGUGUAUCAGUGUAAGUUCCCGUGGUUAUGCACAACCAGGAAAAUCAGGAACAUUUUCAAGAGUUUUCCAAAACAUGAAUAUGAAUAAAUCCUGAUAAAGUCUAUUGCGCAUAUAAUUAAAAUGAAGAAAAAUGGGAAAGUUGUGGGAAAAUGUUCAAAUAUCUGCUCAUGAAAAAAAUAGUUUGGGAAACCUGUUUUUCAAUGACAGACUGGGAAUCUGUAUUUUUUAAGCACAGCGUUUAUAUAAUGUGAUGAAGCACAGAUUUGUUUACACUUCAGGUCAUGUAUGUAUUAGGUCAGCCAUAUGUUUGUGCUAUUUUUUUAAUUUUUUUAUUUGUAUUUACUUUAUUCUCCACGCUGUGAAAAACCAAAGUGUUGUUAUAGUGUCAUACAAAAUAAGAAUGUCAUCAGUUUUAUGCAAUAUCCAAAUGUUUGCAGUGUUGUGUUGUACAAUAAUAUACAGAUCACACAGUAAUUUAAAUGAGCUUAUUAAAUCAUGGUUAUCACCUUAAAGGGAUAGUUCACCCAAAAAUGAGAAUUUUGUCAUCAUUUACUCACCCUCAGAUUGUUCCAAACCAGUUUCAAUUUCUUUGUUCUGCUAAACACGGGAAGAUAUUUGGAAGAAUGUAUGUAACCAAACAGAUCUCAUCCCCCUUUGACUCCCAUAGUAUUUAUUUUCCCUACUAUAUGGCAGUAAAUGGGGGAUGAGAUGUUUGGUUACUGACAUUUUUCCAAAUAUCUUCCUUUGUAUUUAGGGUGAAUAAAUAAUGAUAGAAUUUUCAGUUUUGGGUGAACUAUCCAUUGAAACCCUCAAGGUAUAAUAACUCAAUCUUUGUGAUAUUUGUUGAAUUUUCAGUAAUGCUGUACUAAUCUAUAUCUACAUAAAUCUAUGCAAAAGACUUUGAUAAUAAAACCAAA